UAAAAAGUAAAAGAGAUAGUAAACCUUCAUCAGAAUGUAUUUGUGUUUUCUCCGUGUCGACGGUACGGACAGACUGAUGUAGACGGACAGUUAGGAAGAGAGAAGUCAUAAUGGGGAACUGUCCGUGUAAGAAAAAGACGAAACAGUCGAAAAAGUCAGAAAAGUCGAAAAAGUUGAAAAAGUUGAAAAAACCUCAACAAGUUGAGGAAGAGAGAAUAAGUCUUAGGACUUGUGAAGAUAAACUUCAGCAGACAAAAGAUGCCCUCGAACAGAAAGAACAGGAGCUUGAAUCAGCUAAUGAAAGACUGACUGAGGAAAGGGAUAAUCAUGAAAAGGAAAUCCAGGAGAUCAGGUCAACUUUAAGACAAAAAGAAGAAGAAGUGGAAUCAGCCAGUAAAAUGCUGACUGAAACGACAAAAUUACAAGAAAAGGAGCUCAAUGAAGUGAAAUCAAACUUUAAACAAAAUAAAGAGAAACUGGAAUCAGAGAUUAAAAGACUGACUGAGACAGAGACUUCUCAUGAAAAAGAUCUCCAUAAAGUGAAAUCUGACCUAAGACAGAAAGAAGAAGAACUAAAAUCAGUCAAUAAAAGGCUGGAAUCACAUGACAAUGAGCUCCAGAUGAUGAGGGAAAAGGAAAAAGAAUUGAAGUCAGUCAAUCAAAGUUUGACUGAAACAAAGACGUCACUUGAAAAUCAGCUCCAGCAAGUAAAGUCAAACUUUAAACAAAAAGAAAAAGAACUGGAAUCAGAGAUUAAAAGACUGACUGAGACAGAGACUUCUCAUGAAAAAGAUCUCCAUAAAGUGAAAUCUGACCUAAAACAGAAAGAACUGAAAUCAGUCAGAAAAAGGCUGGAAUCACAUGACAAUGAGCUCCAGAUGUUGAGAUCUGCACUGAAACAGAAAGAAGAACUAGAAUUAGUUAAUAAAAGACUGGCUGAAACAGAGAUUACUCAUGAAAAGGAGAUCCAGAUGAUGAGGGAAAAGGAAGGAGAAUUGAAGUCAGCCAAUCAAAGUCUGACUGAAACAAAGACAUCACUAGAAAAUGAGCUCCAUCAAAAGAAACUACCUGAAAUACAAAGUUCUCAUGUAGCUGAGUUACAGCAGAUUAGCCUCACUGUAGAAAAUAUUUCUCUGGAAGCAGAUCUUUGUGAUGUGAGAUCUAAUUUAAGACAGAAAGAAGAUGAACUGAUAUCAGUCAAUGAAAGACUGGAGUCACAGGAAAAUGAGCUCCAGAUUAUGAGGGAAAAGGAAAAAGAAUUGAAGUCAGUCAAUCAAAGACUGGCUGAGGCAAAAACAUCCCAUGACAAUGAGAUCCAGAAGAUGAGAUCUGCUUUAGUAAAGAAGGAAGAAGAACUGAAAUCAGUCAAUGAAAGCCUGGAAUCACAUGACAAUGAGCUCCAGAUGAUGAGAUCUGCACUGAAACAGAAAGAAGAUGAACUAGAAUCAGUUAAUAAAAGAUUGGCUGAAACAGAGAUUACUCAUGAAAAGGAGAUCCAGAUGAUGAGCAGGGAAAAAGAAAAAGAACUGGAGUCAGUUAUUCAAAGAAUGAGUCAAACAAAGACAUCACUAGAAAAUGAGCUGCAUGAAGUGAAGUCUAACCACAAACAAAAAGAAAAUGAACUACAAUCAAUUAUUAAAAGACUGACUGAGACAGAAACUUCUCAUAAAAAAGAGCUCCAUAAAGUGAAAUAUGACCUUAAACAAAAAGAAAAAGAUCUGGCAUCAGUUUCUAACAGACUGGCUGAAACACAGACUGCUUAUGAAAAUGAGCUCCAUGAGAUGAAAUCUGCUUUAAGAGAAAAUGAAGAACUAAAAUCAGAGAUUAAAAGUCUGACUGAAACAAAGACAUCACUAGAAAAUCAGCUCCAGCAAGUAAAGUCGAACCUUAAACAAAAAGAAGAAGAACUGGAAUCAGAGAAUAAAAGAUCUGCUUUAAGAGAAAAUGAAGAACUAAAAUCAGAGAUUAAAAGACUGACUGAGAGAGAAACUUCUCACAAAAAGGAGAUCCAGGAGAUGAGGAAAAACGUAGAACUGGAGACAAUCGAUAAAAGAUCAAUUUUAGAACAAAAGGAGGAAGAAGUGAGAUCACUAAAUCAAAGUUUGACAGACAUGGAGAAAAAACUCAUUGUGACAGAAACCUCUCUGAAACGAAAACAGCAAGAAUUCACUUCCUUCAAAGACAGAAUGGCAGGACAGUUAUUUGUUUCCAAACCUGCUGCAGAAGCUGAAGACCUUCACAAGCAGAAAUUAGAGGAAACAAUAUCUGCUCUAAGAAACAAAGAAGAAGAAUUUAAAUCAUUGAAGGAAAGGCUUACCAAAACAAAGGCAUCACAUGAAAAUGAUCUUUAUCAUAUGAGAUCUGAACUGAAACAAAAAGAGGAAGAAGUGAAAUCCCUCAAACAGAGACUGCAGGAAUCAGCAGAUGUGAGAUCCAGCCCCCAGCGUUGUAACCCACAAGGAUGUGAACACAAAGAAAGUAUGACUCAGAUGGAGACGUUUUACAAAGAGAAGCUCACAAAGGCCCAAUCUGAAACAGCCAAAAAACAAAAAGAACUGAAAUCAGUCAAAGACAGACUGGCAACACAGAUGGCCGCUUCACUAAAAACAGGAGACACUGAGAGCAUGAACAACCCGGUCAGUAAAACCAGACUGACUGAGAUGUACGACAACCUGAAACUGCUGCAGUGGCCAAAAGUCAAAGAUCAGCUGAAGUCCAGGAAGAUCAACCCAAAGGAGGCCAAAGAUCUGAUUCAGAAAACAUUUGGAAAUGCAUCAGAUAAAAUGAAGAGAAGGAAGCAGCAGAUAGAAGAGAUGUUCCAACAGUCUGAGUCCAGCGGUGGACUGACUCCUCAGAAGGUUAAAGAGUACAGACAGCUCACAGUUCAGAACCUGCAGAUGGUUCUGUUCCACACCAACAAAGAAGAACUUCUGAAGACUGGUUUCCCAGAAUGUUUAGGUGAAUUUCCAGAGGAAGUGAAGGUGGAUCUGAGACCUCUGACCUCUGAAUGCUACUGGCUGAGCUGCUUGAUGGCUCUAAACAAUCCUCCUCUUCAGCCGGACUGGAAGAACCAUGUUCCUGGAUUUGACUCCUGGGAUAUUUUUCCUCGAGAAAUCAAACCACCUGUCAUGUAGAAGAAGCAGAUGCAGAAAUGAGGAAAACAGAUUCUGACAUCACUUCUUGUUUCUUAAUUUUUAUAUUAAGGGUAUUUGUUCAUUUGUGGGAUUUCCUUUGUAUAACAAUAUGACAAAUAGAAAAAAAAAGGGGAAUUCUUUCUACUUUUAAGCUGGAGUUCUUACCGGGAAACAUAGCUGCUGUAUUUUAAUACCUGGAGUUUUUUUUCUAUAUCUUUAUUUUUUUCUACACUCUGAAAAAAAUCCAUUGAAGAUUCUUAGAAAACACAAAUCAUGUUAACGUAUAUAUUAGCCUUCAAAUGCAUCUUCUGCAUAGAGUUUGGUUUUGUAGUGUGAAAUGUUUGUGAAAGUGAGUUGAAUUAUGUCCAAGUCAAGGUACCAAUCCACGACCAGAGAGAUGCUGGAAAUCAACAAACAAAAUCCCUCUGGAUGGUUAUUGUUCCUGCAGUCACAGCAAUAUUUUUUUAAGAUUGUCUGUAGAUGUUGACUUCAGAGAUCUAAUCCAAUUCUUCCAAACAAAUACCUCUUACAUAAAUGUCAUCAUCAUCAAUUUUAUUUUCAUUUUAAUGAAAAGCAGCUGCAUGGAGAUGGAUUGGUUGCCACUUCUGCCUUGGAGGAAGAAGAUCCUGGGUUUCACUCACAUGUUAUCCCGUUCCUUAUUGGAGUUCUGUCCAGGUCCAAAAACAUGAUUUCUAUGGAUGAAUAAAAAAGAAUCAAUAUCUGGAUUUGUAGUUUAGUCUCUUAACAGAAGUCCUACAUAUAGAACAAUAUGAAAAUGUAGGUUGUCCCUGAUUCUGAAUGAACAAAACAUGUGGAUGAGCUUCCAUUCAGAUAUUUCACACUUUUCUAUUCCUUUAGUAGGCAAGCAAUUCUCAGGAAGCUACAGUCACAGCUUGUUGCCACCAGAGGUCACUGUCAAACCAAAGAUUCAGUCAUUUCUCAGGUCCGUGACCUUUAGAUACUGCGAGUCCGCAGCAUCUAAAGGUCAACCAGCGACCUGCUUUAACAUCUGAGCAGCAGAAAUCUGGUUCAGAGGCUUUAAUAUCAGGAGACGUGUUUCUGCUGCUGACAUGGUCAUCACAUCAUAGGAAGGAAAUUAUUGAUACUUUCAAAAUAAAAUUCAUUACAAAAUUA
Messenger RNA from Xiphophorus hellerii (green swordtail), 4268 nucleotides. RefSeq names its product intracellular protein transport protein USO1-like. The record is from RefSeq and is a predicted model, not a curated record. The transcript is spliced from 57 exons. Lineage: Eukaryota; Metazoa; Chordata; Actinopteri; Cyprinodontiformes; Poeciliidae. Gene Ontology annotation, biological process: mitotic chromosome condensation. Gene Ontology annotation, molecular function: chromatin binding. Bases 111 to 3134 code for a protein of 1007 amino acids. Gene Ontology annotation, cellular component: chromatin; type III intermediate filament; condensin complex.